Fomitiporia mediterranea MF3/22 is the source of this 2227-nucleotide messenger RNA. RefSeq lists its product as uncharacterized. Gene Ontology annotation, biological process: regulation of DNA-templated transcription. The transcript is spliced from 3 exons. Lineage: Eukaryota; Fungi; Basidiomycota; Agaricomycetes; Hymenochaetales; Hymenochaetaceae. The coding region runs from base 103 to 2109 and encodes 668 amino acids. The record is from RefSeq and is a predicted model, not a curated record. Gene Ontology annotation, molecular function: DNA binding.
GCGUACAAGGCUACGCCGACGCCUUUGCCGACGGGUGCCACGGGCGGCUAUGCGUCGACUUCUCAACAGUACCAAUAUGCGGGCGUUCAGCAGCAGCAGCAGAUGGCAGCGGCGUAUGCUGGUGCGUACGUACCGCGUGCGGCGCAGCCUUUGAGGGAUGAUUAUGAACGAUGGUAUGCAGAGCCAACACCGAUGAACAGGAUGUUACUCUCCUUAAGAUCUGGUCUUGACUCGGAGGUUACAUGGGCACUUGAACGGCUUUGUCGGUUGAGUUGUAAUGAUCAGUUUCAACUUUCGUCUAUACCUGGACUUGUUGAUGCGUUGUUUGAGUGGCCGGAGUGGUUUCUUAGGGAAUACGGGCUUCCUUCUACCCUAUCAUCAUCAACACAAGACAGUGGUUUGAAGGGCACAAAGCGAGUUAACGCAGCUGCAGCGUCGUUGUUCGCGCCCACUUCGACGGAAGAGAGACAUCGUCGAUAUGCGCUAGAGUCGCUUUUCAUCCUUCGUAACGCGGCCCUUGGAAGUCAAAAUGCGUCGGAACUUUCUGCACACUCGAAGACUCGCCCGUUGAUCAUUCGUGCGCUGUAUGAACUCGAUUUGGAUACGGACGAAAACACUCAGUUCGUACUAUAUACUCUCGAGCUGUUACAUUGUCUAGCAGGAACCUAUGUGUUACCGCCGGCAAAGGGAAACACCACUGCUCCGAAUCCUGUUCCAGCUCUGGAGAAACUUGCAGGAGAGUCGAGUAACAGAGCGAUAAUCAUAAGCGCCUUGUCCGCGCUUACUGCACUCUUCGGCAUCCCGCACAACGUAUCACAUACGAAUGAAUCUUCACCCGCGUUGACAGCGUGUAUUCGGUAUCUUCCACUUUAUCAGGACACGGCGCUCGUGGAUGCCUGCCUUAACUUCUUUUAUGCACACUUGUCGUAUCCGCCGAUGACGAAGGCAUUCUUGUUGCACCCGGAUAUGCCAGGAGUGCUUAAAGCCCUCGUGGGGUAUAUGGUCUCUCAGCAGGAUAAGGAAACUGCGACGCUUGACAUUAGUGCUCCGAGUCAUUCGGUGCCCUCUGUAAAGGUUGAAUCUGUUAUUGAUGACCUAUCUGAAGAGGAGUUACAGCGAAUUGGAGUACUUUCGGAACCUGAAAGGUGUUUUGAAUGGCUACGGACUGCUAUCAGACUUAACCCCAACGAAGAACUCACGCAAGUCGAGUUCUGGAACGCCUACAAAGACUCAUUUACUCGUUUCCAAGAUCGCCAAGCACUAUUACCCGCGUCGGAUGUCAUCAAAAAUGCCAGUCUCGUCUACCCAACUGCCCAAGCUAUGGUACUUCAAGUACCCACGCAGAAGUUCAUCAUUCGUGGAAUAAGUAAACGUACGAAGCAGGUUGUCGUUGAGCAGCUUGUAUGUCAUUGGGAUCGGUCACAGUGCCAGGCUGGGCCGUUUGAGACUCCUGCUGCGUUGCGGAGUCAUGUUAAGACGCAUUUCGAGACGUUACACCCGGAGGGAGUGGAGGAAAAGAUGGUAGGGGAAGACGGAGAUUCUACCCCUGCCACCAACGACUCCUACUCGUGUAAAUGGUCGACGUGCCAGUUCUCGACGACUUCACUCUCUACACUCAUCCCUCACGUAUGGACACACGUCCCACUCAAUUCGAUAGAGACCGACCCAGAGAAGCUUCCGCGAAUAACGCUUUCAUCUGCCUCAGAACAAUUCCCAAUGCCAGACGCAACGCAGCGUCCAACCCCACCCGAACCAAAGACAGUCGUCGCCUACCCAUCACCAGCGCGUGACCCACCUACAGGGGCGCUCACUGCCUUACUCAUCCUCCGAACCCUCUUCCGCGCGUCGUUCGCCUCAUCAGAAGUGGCUCCCCGUGUCGAUGCAGACCAUUUUGGGUUUCCUGGUGUGGUUGAGGAAGUUGACGAACAGGACGUCGCUAUUGCUACUGCUAAUGGUGAACAGAGUGAGUCGGAUAGAGAAGGUGAAAGGAGAGGAAGACGAGCAUUCCUUGGUAUUAGGCACUUGAUGGAGAGCGUACAUAUCAAGGACCCUGCGCUUAUGUCGUGGAUUUAUGAGAUGAUCGAUGCUGGGUCGAGUAGUACUCCGUAAGCUUUGUUUCCUGUAGGUAGAUAGAGUUGUUUGACUUGUAUGUAAUAUUUGUCCUGCGUACUCGUAGAAGAGGGUAUGCUGCCACAGCAUGUAUCUCAAAUCGUACAUCUAUGUUCCG